AUGGAACGCCGCAUUACUCGCUCUGCAGCACGGGCUGCAGCUGCAUUGACUGCAGGAGAAGAAAACAGCCCUUCUGUCACUCAAGCACCAAGCACAACUAAAAUCAACAAACGAAAGCGUCUCAAUCCCACCGGCAAUUCCAAUACCCCUAAUACUCUGAAUACACCCAGAGUCAACACAACUACUGAGUUGAGAUCCUCCAAUGAUCCCAGUCCCGCAAUUAAGAAAGAGAAGACAGUCUUGCUCCCGGACUUGUUCAAUGAACUCCCUCACACCCUAGGGUCCAUGCCGGCCCCAUUGUCCGUAGCGACGGAGCCCACAGUCUCCUCAAUUGCUGGGUCUGACAAGGAAAACCAAACUUUAAAGGGCAACCAGGUCGCUGAUCUAGCUACUGAGCUGCAAGACACUGUGAACAAAGCUACGACCAAGUUGAAGAAAGAACCCAAGGUUCAAACUACCCCAACCGGCCGCAAGCCAAAGAAGAAUACUUAUGGCUUGACACCCGGUAUCUCUCCUUUCUCCGAAUUGGCUCGACCAACCGCUGAGGAGUGUGAAGAUGUCAAUCAACUGUUGUCCAGCGUACAUGGCGUAGUCACUGCUCCGGCAACCAUUCCUGAGCCCUCCCUGACAGUCACCGGGUGUGGUGAGGUCCCAUCCGUUCUAGAUGCCUUAAUUCGCACUCUUCUCAGCGGUGCCACCACGGGCAACAAUGCCGCAAAGGCCUUUGGCGGGCUUGUGCAACGAUUCGGCAUUCUUUCAGAAGGCAUCGGCAAGGGAAGCGUGAAUUGGGAUGCCGUACGACAGGCCACUGUGAAAGACGUGUUUGAAGCGAUCAAAAGUGGUGGAUUGGCCGACAUCAAAAGCAAGAACCUCAAGGCGAUUCUCGACAUAGUCCACGAAGACAACCAGGCGCGCCGAGCUACAUUGUUAGAUUCUGCCAAGAACGACUCAAUGUCCAAGCUAGUACCUGAGAAGGCUGAAAAGGACAAGCAAUACGAGAUUGCCUGCGCGGACCAGAAUUUCCUCUCCCUUAACCACCUUCACAAUCUCACCACUGAAGAAGCCAUGACCGAUCUGAUCAAGUACCCCGGAAUCGGACCCAAGACCGCCGCCUGCGUGAUCUUGUUCUGCCUCCAGCGACCCUGUUUCGCCGUCGACACACACAUCUUCCGGCUCUGCCGCUGGCUCGGAUGGAUUCCUGCCCGUGCAAACGAAGUAACUGCCUUCAGUCACCUGGAAGUGCGUAUCCCCGACCACUUGAAGUACUCCCUUCACCAGCUGUUCAUCCGGCAUGGGAAGACCUGCCCCCGGUGCCGAGCUGCUACCGGCGAGUCCAGUGCUGGCUGGGAGGACGGAUGUGUCAUUGAUCACCUGUUAAUUCGCGAUGGGAAGCGCAAGGGCAAGGGUCCGACUGUGGUUUCUAAGAAGGAAGCAGCUACUAAGCGCGUGGCUAGUAAGCGUAAUAGAACGAGCCAGGAUCCCGAGGAGAAGACUGAGGGCAGCGAGAGUUCAGUCUUUGACGAAACGAGUGACGAGUGA
Penicillium egyptiacum is the source of this 1539-nucleotide messenger RNA. The record is from the annotation of a GenBank genome assembly. Lineage: Eukaryota; Fungi; Ascomycota; Eurotiomycetes; Eurotiales; Aspergillaceae.